GCCGCCUUUAAAAGCAUCGAGGGAACGACUGCUCUACUCCCUUUCGAUCUUGAAUCAUCAUCAAACCCAUUAUCUUCGUCGAUUGCACCUCCACCGGUCCCCUCUUAUACCCCACAUCUUCACCAGGGUCCAUUCAACGCACGUCGCUUAAUCUCGAUUUGGACACUAUUUAAACGCCAACAAUAACACGUUUAUCUAUCCGCUCCCGUCUCUUGCUUCUGGUCGCCUUUUUCCUUUUCCCUCGUCAUGUACCCCAACAUGAAUCAUACCCUACUUUAUCGACCCGAGGAAGAGUUUUCGGAUAUGGAACUCUCAUCUUACCCUGGAAUCGAUUUAUACCCUGGUAGCGCGUCAGAUCAUUCAGAGAGCUCCCCCAGUGCGUGGGUGUAUGACGACGUUCUUCAAUACUCCCGCAACUCCCCCUCACCCCCUGUCCUCUCCCGCCAUCCAGGCCACUUCGAGCACUGCAACGCGCGUCCCUUGGCUAACGGCAUAAACAUGCCUAACGGUCCCCUUUCUGGAAGCGCCUGGUCCCACAAUGUGGGCUACCAUCCAGACGCCGCCAACUCGACCCUUACGGAAGAAUAUCCCCUCUAUGGACGUCGCUUGCCUUCGCACAGGUCGGGAGGCGGUGUCAAUUGGACCACGACACCAAACCACCUUACCAUUGACCCAUCCCAAUGGGCGCCUGUUUCGGAGCCAACGUACGAGUCGCAGUCGUGGGAUAGCUUGGGACUCUCUUCUUCCCUAAUAACGGACCCUGUGGAGGUGAAACCCGACUUGGCGUUCCUUCGAAUGCAGCGAGCGAUGAAUGCGCCCAUUUCCCCUUCCCCUACUCCUUCCCCCCCCUCACCGGGCAUCAAAACGCCCACUAUACCCUCAGGACGCAGGCCGGUCGACGCCGCCGGCGCGAAACAAAAGUCAUGUUCCCAUUGCCACGCGACGACUACCCCCCUCUGGCGCCGAGAACCAGUCACGCUCAAGCCGCUCUGCAACGCUUGUGGUCUCUACCUUCAGCAGCGCAACAAGUUGAGACCACAGGAGCUCAUUGACGCGGAUUUGGAUGACGGCAGCGAGGAGUCAGACAAGGACGCGACCGGACCGGAGUGCAGCCAUUGCCACACGCGAAAUACUUCGGUAUGGCGACGGAGCAAGACGGGGGAACAGCUGUGCAAUGCCUGUGGAGUGUAUCUGCGUCUGAGGGGAAGGGAUAGGCCGUUGUCGCUGAAACGGAAUAAGAUCAAGCCUCGCUCGAAACAUCGGGAUUCAGGGUCGAUCUCGCCAAAGUGAAAACGAUUAUAUUAUUCAAAUUCAAAUGUAUUCACUUGGUUUCUGGCCAAGAACGCUUUAACUACUUGCUACGUCUGGUACUUGUAAUAUGUUAUUGUGCCGUCGGUUGCUGCUAGCUACGAUGGAGAGACUAUACGGUUAUGUCAUCUGUGGUAGAUACUAUGAUUGCACCGCGUUCUCCGGCCUAUGAAUGGAUUUUCCCAUGGAUUCGGAAAGUUGCACUGUGUAGA
Messenger RNA from Guyanagaster necrorhizus, 1520 nucleotides. RefSeq names its product glucocorticoid receptor-like (DNA-binding domain). NCBI's taxonomy places the organism in Eukaryota, Fungi, Basidiomycota, Agaricomycetes, Agaricales, Physalacriaceae. The transcript is spliced from 2 exons. Gene Ontology annotation, cellular component: nucleus. Gene Ontology annotation, molecular function: DNA-binding transcription factor activity, RNA polymerase II-specific; zinc ion binding; RNA polymerase II cis-regulatory region sequence-specific DNA binding. The record is from RefSeq and is a predicted model, not a curated record. The coding region runs from base 247 to 1290 and encodes 347 amino acids. Gene Ontology annotation, biological process: cell fate commitment; positive regulation of transcription by RNA polymerase II; negative regulation of transcription by RNA polymerase II.